AUGGACCAGCCCGCCGCGAAGAAGAGAAGGCUGGCGCCCAAGGUCGAGCCGCAGGCCAGUCCGACGCAUCUCCCGCCGCCAAUUGCCCAUGAACCCCUGCAACCCGUCCAGCAUUAUCAAGCCCAGGAGGCCCCACCGCCUCCAGAGAGACACGAAUUCGAGUCCUUUGCGAGACACCUGCAAGAUGCCGCCAUGCUCAUCUACCGACAGUCCCAGAGAUCCCCCUAUAACAAUGUCUCGGUGCUACUCCUGCGGUGGGAGGAAGACAAUGCCGUAGAGCCAGACCUCGCCGCCCUCGAGCUGGUCCUCCGCGAACGAUAUAAUUACCGCACCGAUCGCUGGAAUAUACCGCCGGUGGCCAAUCCCAGCAUCAAGCUCGGCGUCCGACUGGCGACCUUCCUCGAGCCGGCAGGCCCCGACCACUUGCUGAUUGUAUACUAUGCGGGAUACGGCUAUGUCGGUGUGGAUAAUCAGCUCUUCUGGGCAUGCAAUGCAAGGGAAGAUGCCCCGAGGCUGAAAUGGAGCGGCUUCCGCUGCUUGUUCGAAGAGUCACCGUCCGACAUGCUCUUGCUCCUCGACACCUGUGCUGCUAGGGAACAGCCGGGACUUGGUGGCAGCAGCGUCAAGCAAGUCAUUGCGACGAGCACCCCCGAACAAUACUCUCGAGACCCGGGGGCGCGAUCUUUCACCGCCAACAUAACAGAGGCGUUUGUAAAACUAAGCACUGGGAGACCCUUCUCAGCCGAACAUCUGUACCAAGAAGCUGCGCUGCUACGCCAAUAUGAGCUUCUGCAGAACUCCGGGCUCACCAAUGGGGCGAGCAAGGGAAUAUCGAUUACUGACAAGCUGCCGGUACUCUAUACGAUGAGCUCUGGUGGUAAAAGUCAAGGCCUUGGUCUUUCGCCCAUGUCUCCGAAUACAGCCCCUCAAUUGCUGCCUCCCCAUCCAGUAGGCAAUGGGGAUCCAAGGACAUCGGGAGAAGACCAUUCUAUCCAUCCCAGCGCAGUCGCCGACUUGACUUUUGACGAGCCGAGAGUGCUUGUCUGCACGACUUUCGUUGGUGAGGCCAGUCCUGACAUGUCGUCUUUCAAUCAUUGGCUUCACAAUGCCCCUGCCACGGCUUCGAAAAUUGCAGUGGAGGGAAUGUUCCUCGGGCCACCCACCAUGCUUCUUAUAUCAAUGCCAGUCCCUGUCUGGAAUGUUGUACAGAACGACAAAGUCUGCUGCUUCUUGGGCUAUGUCAACUCACACAACAUGACCCACCUGUACAAGCGACUGGUAGGAUCUAUGUCUGUAGCCAAGGCCUCGGCAAAGGAUAUGGAAGACGGGCGGAUGCUUCUGGAGGCACGCGAAGUGGCGGCGAGCACACCGAUUAUCCACCGGCACGAUGUACUCCACCGGGAUCCGAACCAUGCUCAAUUACCUCCCGAAACACCACCGAUGCGCCCGGAUAGCAUGGGUAGACCAGACCCGGCGAGCUUGCCUCAAUCCACGGUCGCGGCUGGCCUGACAUACUCCAUCACUACCCCGGUCGCCGCCGUUACAAGGAAAGAGGACGUAGAAGAGUCAGCUGAGAUGCAGGAAGCGGCAGAACAGCUGAAAGCUUUGAGCCACGUCCGACAUUUGAGCGAUGAUGUUCCAUCUUCUGCGCAUGUUCAGCCGUCGGCAAGGAAUGACAGUGUAGUGGAUAUUAAACCCGAGGAGAGAUCAUCGCAUGAAGCAAAUGAAUCUGGCGCGGAUGAGGCACACUACAAUGGCGACGCGAUGACACCGUCAGGUGGACCUAAGCAACCGCGUCGAUCAUUACAGAAACAAGCUCCCAAGCAAGAGACUCGGUGUGGUCAUUGCAGUCACGCUCCUUUCAAGGACUCUUCGUCACUGAGGAAACACAUCGCUGCGGCUCACACACGCCCAUUUCCGUGUGCUUUCGCCUUCGCCGGGUGCACUAGCACAUUUGGAUCCAAGAAUGAGUGGAAAAGGCAUAUUGCUUCGCAGCACCUAUGUCUGACGUACUAUCGAUGCUCAUCAUGCCCGCAGACUACGGUCGAGGGCAAAGGAAACGAGUUCAACCGCAAGGAUCUCUUCACACAACAUCUACGGCGCAUGCACGCCCCUUUUGCGAUCAAGAAGGCUAUUGCUAAGGGGGAUAGCAAAUUGCAAGUGGAGUGGGAAUCUCACGUCAAGGAAUUGCAACAGUCAUGUCUUGUCACCCGGCGCAAACCCCCGCAACGCUCAGCAUGCCCUAAGCCGGACUGCGCGAGUGUUUUCGAAGGGCCUACCUCGUGGGACGAGUGGACGGAGCACGUGGGCAGACAUAUGGAAAAAGGUGAAGCGGCGCGACUAGGUGUCGACCGUCUCCUAGCCAAAUGGGCCUUGGAAGAGGCCAUCAUCGAGCGAAAAGAAGAUGGCGAAUAUCGACUGUGCAGCGGAGCCGGCAGUGGCCCCGAAAAGGAAGCGAAUAGCAAUGCAGAGUACCAUUCAGACGGGAAUAAACGAGAGCGCGACCCCGACGAGCGCACUAUCAUUGCGGCAAGUACGAUGGUCGAUCGAAUGGAGGUGGAUGGAUGA
Messenger RNA from Anthostomella pinea, 2568 nucleotides. Lineage: Eukaryota; Fungi; Ascomycota; Sordariomycetes; Xylariales; Xylariaceae. The record is from the annotation of a GenBank genome assembly.